Molecule: messenger RNA, 372 nt
Organism: Rangifer tarandus platyrhynchus (Svalbard reindeer)
Lineage: Eukaryota; Metazoa; Chordata; Mammalia; Artiodactyla; Cervidae
Source: the annotation of a GenBank genome assembly
AUGAGAAAGCUGGGCCAGGGCCCCAGGGUGGUCGUGGAGUGGUGGGCGCCCCGUGCGCUCGCAGCCUCCAUGCCCAGCGCCUCUGGAGUCUCCACUCGGCGGGGCUUCGCCAAGACCACCGGGGACGGCCUAUGGGUCUGCGAAAGCUGCCUGGGCCCCGUCGCUGCGGGCGCGUGGAUCCUGGACGGGGAGGUGCCGCCGAGGAGCGCGAACCUUGGGCCGCGGGGUGUGUCUUCGACGCGCUGGGUCCCCACGUGUGAAGGGGUCUCUGCUCCCGGGAUGCGUGCGGGUGGUGUGGGUGCACAGCUCAGGGAUCCUGUUCCCUGGCCGCCGGCAGUGGGUGUUCAGCUGGGAGUUCAUGCUCUUUCCUAA